Coturnix japonica (Japanese quail) is the source of this 2279-nucleotide messenger RNA. It is a transcript of the gene GSKIP, whose product is annotated as GSK3B interacting protein. Gene Ontology annotation, molecular function: protein kinase A binding; kinase regulator activity. NCBI's taxonomy places the organism in Eukaryota, Metazoa, Chordata, Aves, Galliformes, Phasianidae. Gene Ontology annotation, cellular component: cytoplasm. Gene Ontology annotation, biological process: regulation of canonical Wnt signaling pathway. The record is from RefSeq and is a predicted model, not a curated record.
UGCGGGAGGCGCCGAGUGGGGGGUGGUGGCGGCGGCGGCCGCACCGGAGGGGGGUCAGUGUAGAGCCAGCGGGGCGGCCGCGCUUCGGCGGGACAGCGGGCGGCGCAACAGUGUGGAGCUGGGCGCUGGGGCUGAAUGGAAACUGACUGCAGUCCUAUGGAGUUGACCAAUAACACAGAGUCUGAAGAGGAUUCUGAUUACAGAGACUUCGAAGAAGCAGAUGUAAAAGAUAUGAGACUAGAAGCCGAAGCUGUAGUGAAUGAUGUUCUGUUUGCUGUCAGCAACAUGUUUGUUUCAAAAACCCUUCCAUGUGCAGAGGAUGUGGCAUAUAUCAAUGUGGAAACCAGGGAAAAAGGCAAAUACUGCGUGGAGCUCACUGACUCAGGACUAAGGGUAGUAGCUUAUGAUUUUGAUCAGACUGAUGACAGUUUGCAAAACCCGUACCAUGAAACUGUCUACUCCUUAUUGGACACACUCAGCCCUGCGUAUCGGGAGGUGUUUGGAAAUGCAUUACUACAAAGACUAGAAGCCUUGAAGAGAGACAGUCAAUCAUGAUGUACCCUGAAGGAAGAUUUAAGACUAGAAGGAAUUCUUUGUAUGAGGCACUGAGGUCUUUCUUACAAAUGCAGCUGCAAACAUCUAAAGAUCCAUUUCUUGCAUUGACAUCUGAUAUGUACUAGAACUGUUCUACAACAUGUUGCUGCAGAGGAUUUGUGUAUAUCACAGUUCUAUCCACAUGGAUAGACUGUAAAACUAAUUGAUGUUUUCUUUUUGUUGUAGGUGAGCAAAAAACUUCUUUCAAAAAUGUUCAAAAAUAUUUGGUCUGUUUUCAAGGUGUUACUAUUGAAAGCUCUUGAAAAAACAUAGAGAAUGAAUGUUAUAUAGGCAAGUAAUAAGCUUUUUUGUGCUUUCUGGUUAUUGCCAUAUCUGAUUUUUAACGUGGAAGUUAACUACCUAGUUACAGUCUAUUAAGUGAAAUUAAUGGAACAAAACAGUUAACUUCUGUUUCUAACUGAGAAAUAGAUUUUUCACACCCAUUUGCUGUGCACAAAUCUGAAAGUUCUAAGUUUCAAUAACAAGAAAGCUCGAGAAAGCUCUUGAGCAGCUGAGUGUUGCUUAUAUAACUACAAUAUCUGAGUUAAAAGUUCAUUAUUACUUGAUCCAUCCUUUUCUACAACAAGCAACAAACUCCAAAGAGUAAAUGAUGUACCGUUACUAUAUGAAUGUACUAUCUGAAUCGCAAAUGAAUUAAGCACAGAAGUAACUUAGGAUGUAACAGGCUACAUUCCUUAGAGAUGAUGAUAUAUAUGAUACGUAUGUGUGUAUGUAUGCUAUAUUGUAAUUUUUUGGGAGGCUUGGAAGACAUUUUAGCUUGUUUACUCUUCCGAAUGUGUGUUUAUAUAAUGUGCAGGAUAAAUACACCCAGAGUAUUUUGCUUCAGCCUUUACUUUCUACCACACGGUAAUUUGGUACUCCCGUUUUUCAACUUUUCUUCCUGGAUUUUACAGCAUCCUCUCCUAAUGAAUACUAAAUAUGCAUUGUAAUACUGAUUGCAUCGUAUUGGUUUGAAACCAAAGGUUGUAUGAAAUUUAUUAGGACAAGUGAAAACUGGAACACAUAACUUGUAUUUUCUACUUAAAACUGGUACAAAUCUCUUUAUAAUUAAUUGCUUUAACUUUUCAAGUAUGUAUUGAAUGGUAGACCUUUUUUAAAAGAAACCUGUUGUCUAGAAAUACUGCAACUUCUGGAGUAGCAUUCUAUGACCAUGAUACUUCUAUUCUUGUAUGAUUCAAUAUUUGUGCAUCUUUCUUUAUUCUGUCAUGCUGUUGUGCUGAGUAUACCAGUAUCUUUAUUGGAGCGAUGCUUAGGAACAUAUCAGUCCUUGUGAACUCACAAAUUCAGCUGACUUCAGUAGAGUUGUAUUGACUUACACCUGUUGAGGAGUAGCCAUAUUAAUUGAAGAAGCCAAACAGUGGAUUUUGUUAGCAUAGUUUUGGAGUGUUGAUGUUAUAACUGUGACUGGUAAGAUUACCACAGUCAGCUUUUCCAUUUUCUAGAUCUUAAUUUGAUGUUUAAUUAUCUUGUUGAUACUCCCAAUGUUAAUCUUUUGAUUCUGAGUAUGGACCCAUGCUCUAAAAUUUGCUCAUAGGCUCUGUUUUGCGCAGAGAUCUGUGACACGUAGUUAGUCCUCUGUGAGGAGAAUGUACUUUAUCAAGUUUAUAUUUGAAUAUUUUUCCUUGCAGUUAAUUUCAAUUAAAAUGACUAAAGCAUUAAAUAAA